Molecule: messenger RNA, 2737 nt
Organism: Solea senegalensis (Senegalese sole)
Lineage: Eukaryota; Metazoa; Chordata; Actinopteri; Pleuronectiformes; Soleidae
Gene: qdpra
Product: quinoid dihydropteridine reductase a
Exons: 7
Coding region: 102-812 (236 amino acids)
Biological process (GO): tetrahydrobiopterin biosynthetic process; L-phenylalanine catabolic process
Cellular component (GO): cytoplasm
Molecular function (GO): 6,7-dihydropteridine reductase activity; NADH binding; NADPH binding
Source: RefSeq, a predicted model, not a curated record
AACGCCUCUUCCUCCUCCUCUUCCUCCUCCGUGUGUAUUUAUGUGUGGAGCUCAUUCUCGUCCACUCCACAAACUCUUCACCCACUGACCACGACACUGACAUGGCCGCUAACCGGGUAAUCGUUUACGGAGGCAGGGGAGCACUGGGCUCCAAGUGUGUCGAACAUUUCAAGUCCAAAGGAUGGUGGGUCGCCUGCAUCGACAUGGCUGCAAAUGACGAGGCGAAUGAAAACGUGAUAGUAAAAAUGAGUGAAUCUUUCACUGAGCAGGCAGGACAGGUGACGACGGAUGUGGCCCAGUUGCUAGGAGAACAUAAAGUGGAUGCCAUCUUGUGCGUCGCUGGAGGAUGGGCCGGAGGGAAAUGUAGUUCCAAAGAUUUAUACAAAAACACAGACCUGAUGUGGAAACAGAGUGUGUGGACUUCCACUAUCUCCAGUCACCUCGCCGCUCUGCACCUGAAACCAGGCGGACUGUUGACUUUGGCCGGAGCGAAAGCAGCGCUGUCAGGCACUGCAGGCAUGGUCGGCUACGGCAUGGCCAAAGCUGCCGUCCACCAGCUGUGUCAGAGUCUCGCAGAAGAGAAGAGCGGCUUGCCGGCAGGAGCUGCUGCUGUGGCGAUCCUACCGGUUACCUUGGAUACGCCGAUGAACAGGAAGUUCAUGCCUGACGCAGAUUUCGGGUCCUGGACGCCACUGGAGUACGUUGCAGAGACGUUUUUCAGCUGGGCCACCGGCGUGCAGCGGCCGGCGUCGGGAAGCCUGAUGCAGCUGAUGACCUCGGGAGGUGAAACCCAGGCUGUGGCAGCGCCGUAGACGACAAAGAGUGGAGGUGUGGACACGGUGAUGGGUGUUCGUUUAGGGAGGGAGCGAGAAAUAAUGAUGGAUGGACGCAGGGAGGGGGGAGAGAUGAGGAGGAGUGUAGGAGAGAUGGGAGUGAUGAGAAGAGGGUUGGAGGUGAAGAAGAGGGAUGGCGACAGAGUGGAGCUAAAUAAAAGGGGGUGGAGGAGGAGGAGGAGGAGGGGAAGGAGAGAGAGACAGCAAGAUGGGCUUGUUUUGGAGGAGAGGAGGAUGAAAUUUGAAAUUGCAGCCUCACAGCGCCAUCUAGCUGCACAACACUACACUACAGUUCUCCCAUUUGUGGAAGACAAUCACAAGCUGAUUGUUGUGUUCAAAAAACCCGCGUUUAAAAAUGGCGUACGUGUCCUUAUGCUGAAGCUGCGUGUGAUCACCUGUGACGACUAAGUGUGAAUCUUUAUUAUUAAUUAGUGUUUUUUACUCAUUUACGUGAAGUCUCUAGAUGCGAUUUUAUUUUUCUUAGCUAUGAUUUUAUUUGCAGGUUUACGUGCGUUUCUUACAGUCUUGCUUUGUUUAAAUAUUUCCUGUGUAAUAAAUAGUAGAUGGAAAAUGAGACAGUUAAAGGUGUGUGAACCGUUCCACCUCGCAUAAAUUACACCUUUUAAUUGUCGUAGAACAUAAAAAAAACAAUAGUGGAAAAGGAUUUUUUAUUUGAAAAUGUCAAGACGAGUCAAAGCAGGUGGUAGAGGACUCCGCCCCCUCUGAAAUUUCAUUUUCAGCCCCUUCAUAACGUCAUUUUGUCUGACGCUCAGCGCCUACAGCAUCCGUCCUGUGUGAGAUGUGUCGACCUUUUUGUCUCGCGCCGUUUGAAGGUUUGAAGGAAAAAAUAUAAAAAUAAAUCCGCUGUCUUCUCCCAAACGUACAAUACACUUAAAAGUGCUGCGGUUUGUCCCCGUCAAGACAAAGUGUCCUUGGUGUCCACGGUGUGUUAAAAGGUGCUUUUUCUGUGUGUUGUAACUGUGUCAACGUUCACAAUAAAAAAAAAAAGAAAGAGUGAAAAUAAAAGAUGGAUUUGAGGUUUUUCAAGUUCAUUCCUCAUCACUUCAUCGAGGCCGUUUUUUUUUAGUAUGUAUAACACACUUCAGAGUUCACUGAUGUUUUCUGUCUCUCUGCUCUUUUAUCACUUUCUCAAAUCGGAGGUUAAAAUACUGCACGUGAUGAUUAUCAGUUUUUAUGAUGCUGCAGAAUGACUCCCUUCCCUGUAAAUGUCAAACACGCGGCUCACUGUAGUCGGCCUGUCGAGAGUCUAUUAAGCAAAUGGUUCUGCACUUUCACUUAGAGUGAGAGUUAUACGAGUUCAGUCGUGACUCGUGACCUUGGAAACUGCUGUUAACAAAACGAGUGGAUGGUUGAAAAUAGUGCAAUGCACAAUCUGCCCGAUUGUGAGGGCGUAAAUCAUUUAAUGAUGUGUUUUGAUCCUUUUUUGCGUAUACAGAGGCUAUAAGAAUGUGUCUUACAUCCUCGUUUUCAGCACAAACUAUAGGCAAUAUGAUCUAUAAUAAACACACCUGAGCUGAAAGUACUAAAGUCUUUUAAAAAUCAGAUUGAAUUUGUGAAAUUUUGGAAAUGCGUCACAUUUCAAAGUCCGCUCGCCUCGUUUUUAUGAACAAAAAUACAAGGAAAAAAAACUAUUCCUAUUCUCUAUUUUUGUCACUUUCUCUUUGUCUCAACAAUAUAUAAGAAUAUAAAUAAAUAUAGAUUUGUAUAUUUAUGCAAAAAAAAAGGAAAGAGUUGGGGGUUUCUCUUUUAUAUUUUCUUGUUUUCAUCACAUCCUAUUUAAAAAAACAACAACAAAACAAAUCCAACAUAGACACUGAGUUUAGACGGACACAUAUUUAUCUAUGAUAUACUGUUGGCUGUCAUUAAAAGAAUUUAAGGCCUCA